Molecule: messenger RNA, 816 nt
Organism: Triticum turgidum subsp. durum (durum wheat)
Lineage: Eukaryota; Viridiplantae; Streptophyta; Magnoliopsida; Poales; Poaceae
Source: the annotation of a GenBank genome assembly
AUGCUCGACAGGAGCCCGGUGCUAGAGACGCUCUGCCUCGAAGGGAACCUGUUCACGCUCCGGCUGCGCCUUGUCAGCCAAAGCCUCCGGUGCGUGCCCAUCAUCGGGUCCUUCUUGGAGGAGAUCUUCGUGGUGAACGCCCCGCUCCUUGAGCGCCUCAUCAAUUUGGAAGGUUUGACCCCUGAGGCCGGCUGCACCAAGGUCAAGAUUGGCCAUGCCCCCAAGCUGCAAUUGUUGGCAUACCUGCAGUUGGACACGCGGAAUCACGUCCUGGAGGUCGGCAACACAAUCAUCAAGGCUGGUACAAGGGUGAGCCCAAGAACCAUGGUGACAAGUGUGACAGUCCUGGCUUUGGAGGUGCGUUUCGGAGUGCGCAAUGAUGCCAAGAUGAUUCCCAGUGUCCUCGGAUGCUUUCCUAAUGUCGAGACGCUGUACAUCAAGUCUGGACAGCCUGAUCAAUCCACUGGCAAGCUCAACCAAAAGUUCUGGCACGACUCUGGUGCCAUAGAAUGCAUCCGUUCGCGCAUCAAGCGGCUGAUUUUCCAUGAUUUCCAAGGGGGUCGAAGUGAGCUCGCCUUCCUCAAAUACUUCGUCGAGAGUGCGUUGAUGCUCAAGCAGGUGGUGAUCCUGUUGUCCGCUGGCUCCACUUUGGCGGCGGAGGAGGUGCAUUCCAAAAUGGCGAAUGUGAAACGGGCAGGUGAAAUCUCCUUAAUGCUGGUCACUGGCUAUUCUGAUCUUGAAGGACGUUACAAGAGAGGGUCUGAAUUUUCUCUUGGCGAGCUUUUUUCCCUUAUGAAAUUUCCUUGGGCAAAGUAA